AUGACCUUCAGACUGUAUCCUCUGCUGGUGCUGAUCUGUCUGCUUCACGGCUCUGAGGGAGUCUGUCCCCCCAUGUGCAUCUGUGUAUCCGACACAGCGGGCUGCAGCUCCUGUGGCCUGACCAAGCUUCCUCAGUCCCUGCCGACCUACUCUGUCAUCCUCGACCUCAGCCACAACUAUCUGUCCUGGCUGGGUGUGGGCAGUUUCAAAAAGAUGCCCAAAUUGGAAAAACUCCUAUUGACCCACAACGAGCUUGUCUCCCUGGACGAGGGCGUGUUUACAAAUGCCUCCAGCCUCAGGUACCUUGACCUGUCCUCCAACAAGCUGCGUGUGGUGGAGCAACACUACUUCCAGGGGCUGUGGAAGCUGGAGGAGCUCCUUCUCUUCAAUAAUAAGAUCACACAGUUGGAGGCUGGGAUGUUGAAUGGCCUCAGCAGUUUAAAAAAGGCCUACUUCAGCCUGAACCAGAUCACAUACUUCCCUUUCUUCUCCAUCACAGACCAUAGUCACCCUUUCAUGUCCAUGCUGGAUCUCUCGUCCAACCGUUUGAGUCGUCUGCCAUGGGUGGAUGUGAAAGCUUUGCCCAUGCUGGUGCAGCGGGGGCUGUACCUCCACAACAACUCUCUGAUCUGUGACUGCUCCAUGUACAGCGUUUUCUGGCAUUGGGAUCUUAGGGGUUACGAAACACUGAGGGACUUUACGGAGGAGCACACUUGCACCAUCUAUGGGAACACACGAUCGUUCGUGCGGUUCCUGCGACAACCCCGCUUCUUCCGUAACUGCACAGUGGAAAAACCCAUGUCACUCCCGGUGACUGUGUUCCUGUCUAAGCUGACGGUGACAGAGGGAGAAAUGGUGCGUCUAGACUGCGAAACAUCCCUGAGUAGCAGAGACCUCUCAUUUGCAUGGCUCACCCCCAGCACGGGGUACAUAACCCAGACGAGCAUAAAUGACACUCUAAUGAGCUUGUUUCCCAACGGUACCUUGGAUAUUCAAGCAACCAAGAUCAAUGACUCGGGUUUGUACGUGUGCACAGCUCAGGAUAUGAAACACGCACUAAAUGCGACCCGGGAGGUGAAUGUGACGGUGGUGUUGCCACAAACUGAAACAUUCAACACAGGCUACACAACCUUGAUAGCCUGUAUGUUGUCCUUGUUGUCCAUCUUCGUGUACCUCUACCUGACUCCAUGUCGCUGCAGCUGCUGCACACAGCCGGGACCUCGCUCGGUUUUCUCCAGCUCCAGAAGAAGCCAUCACAGGUCUCAAAGCAGCAAGUGUGUAGUAUUCAUGGAGCCAAUGUUAACUGAAGAAAAUACUGAAUGGCCACCUAAAAGUUAA
This is a messenger RNA of Notothenia coriiceps (black rockcod), 1338 nucleotides long. The record is from RefSeq and is a predicted model, not a curated record. Lineage: Eukaryota; Metazoa; Chordata; Actinopteri; Perciformes; Nototheniidae.